Messenger RNA from Hirsutella rhossiliensis, 252 nucleotides. Its product is annotated as ubiquinol-cytochrome C reductase, UQCRX/QCR9 like domain-containing protein. Gene Ontology annotation, biological process: mitochondrial electron transport, ubiquinol to cytochrome c. The record is from RefSeq and is a predicted model, not a curated record. The transcript is spliced from 4 exons. Lineage: Eukaryota; Fungi; Ascomycota; Sordariomycetes; Hypocreales; Ophiocordycipitaceae. Bases 1 to 252 code for a protein of 83 amino acids.
AUGCCAAAUCUACAGGCAAGUCUCGGCCGACAUCGACGACCCAUCCACGAGCCGGAUGUUAACAGGCGACACUGCAGCGCCCUCUUCAGGAAGAACUACACCAUGCUGGCGGCUGUCUUUGGCGCCGGCUUCGCCUUCGAGAUGGGCUUCAACUCCAGUAUGAACAGGGUCUGGGACAACUUGAACCGAGGCCGUCAAUGGAAGGACAUCCGAAGCAAAUACGUCGAGAAUGCCGAGGAAGACGACGAGUAA